AUCAAAGGUGUUACCAAAACACAGCAUGAUAUUAAAAAUAAUAAUAAGAUACUUGCAAACAUAGUUGACUUUGUUUAUGGUGUCAGGUGAUGGAAAUUAAAUCUUGUUAGAGAAGCUUUGAAACCUCUCUUCUACAUUAUUAAUUUCUUAAUACGAGUAAUAUUUUAUGCAAGUCUUGUUACAGAAGCUUUUUCUUGUCUAUAAUUUAGUAGUGUAUAUAUUGUCUAGCUACUGGACUCUGAUUUCACAAAACUAAUUCUCUAAUUCACAUUUUCUUCUCUGUUUGUAGUGGAGCCUAUAUAUUUUAGCCUAAAAACUGCCUUAAGCAACAUCAGUAGUAUCACACCUAAGCAUUAAAACCCAUGGCUACAAAUCUGCCUUCGGCCACAUCCGUAGUAUCAGCCUAUACAGCUUUUGCAGCAUCAGUGAUGGUGGUGAAAACUGUGUUAAAUGAAUUCCAAAGCAUCACAUACCAAAUAAUCCCUCAAAACCUCCAAGAAAAGUUUGUUACGAAACUUGGGAAACUAUUCCAAGUUCUUUCAACAGAAAAAGAAAUCCUGACACUCAGCAUUGAUGAGCAAUGUGACGGGCUCACGCAGAACCAAGUAUAUGAAGCAGCCCAGGCCUACUUGAGCACUAAAAUCAACCACUCGAAUAAGCGGCUAAAGUUGAGCAAAGCAGUGAGAGAUAAAGACUUCUCGGUCAGCAUUGACAAGGGGGAGGAAAUCCUUGAUUCCUUUGAGGGGAUCACAUUGAGGUGGGUGAUGCUGAUCAGAAGCGAGGAAUCACAAAUGAAAGUGCAUAGAUCCAUGGAGUUGAAUUUUCACAAACAACACAAGGAGAAGGUUCUAGGGAGAUACAUUCCUUUUGUGUUAAAAACUGCAAAAAGAAUCCAUGAAGAAAACAGAGUAGUUAAGCUCUACCAGCUCGGGGAAUUCCAUGAUUCUGAGUCAUCAAUCAACCUUCAACAUCCAUCAACAUUUGACACUUUAGCCAUGGAGCCCGAGGUUAAAAGGGCACUCAUUGCGGAUUUGGAUAGGUUUGCGAGGAGGAGGGAUUUUUAUCGCCGUGUGGGUAAAGUCUGGAAGAGGGGUUACUUGCUGCAUGGACCUCCAGGGACCGGGAAAUCUAGCUUGGUUGCUGCCAUGGCAAACUAUCUAAAGUUCCACAUAUAUGACUUUGACCUCUCCAAGAUGAGGUACAACUUGGAUUUUAGGCAAUUGUUGGUCUCCACUUCCAAUCGGUCCAUAAUAGUGAUCGAGGACAUAGAUUGCAGCACCAAUAAGUUGCAGAACAGGCAACAUCAGGCAUAUAGUGGUAUUAAUGAAGACUGCACUGCAGAUAUAAACUACAAUAAUGAAGGCUCAGAAGAUGACCAUUCAUUACCUCUGGCAGGGCUGUUGAACUUCAUUGAUGGGCUGUGGUCAAGUUGUGGGGAUGAGAGGAUCAUUGUGUUCACAACCAACUACAAGGAGAGGCUUGAUCCAGCUUUGAUAAGACCAGGCCGAAUGGACAUGCACAUUCAUUUGUCUUAUUUAACUUUUGGUGGGUUUACAGUUUUAGCCUCUAACUAUCUCAACAUCAGUAGCCACCCUUUGUUCACUCAGAUUGAAGAGUUGAUCAAAGAGGUACAAGUUACCCCUGCAGCAGCAGCAGAGGAACUGAUGAAAAGCGAUGACAUUGAUGAAGCACUUGAAGGGUUUGUGCAGCUCCUCCUUAAGAAGAAAGAAGAUGACCAGGCUCAGGGAAAUCUAUAAACU
Molecule: messenger RNA, 1760 nt
Organism: Chenopodium quinoa (quinoa)
Lineage: Eukaryota; Viridiplantae; Streptophyta; Magnoliopsida; Caryophyllales; Amaranthaceae
Product: AAA-ATPase At3g50940-like
Exons: 1
Coding region: 363-1757 (464 amino acids)
Molecular function (GO): ATP hydrolysis activity; ATP binding
Source: RefSeq, a predicted model, not a curated record